Capsicum annuum is the source of this 1430-nucleotide messenger RNA. RefSeq names its product gibberellin 2-beta-dioxygenase 2. Lineage: Eukaryota; Viridiplantae; Streptophyta; Magnoliopsida; Solanales; Solanaceae. The coding region runs from base 268 to 1200 and encodes 310 amino acids. Gene Ontology annotation, biological process: gibberellin catabolic process; response to light stimulus. The transcript has 3 exons. The record is from RefSeq and is a predicted model, not a curated record.
GAAGAGAGCUUAGAGCAAUAGAGCAUAUAUUCUAUCUAGCAAACUCAAACUCCUCCUCCAUUAUAAACUCACAUACUCCAUAACAUUACCAUAUCAUCACACAUUCUAAUAUGGUAGUGGCAACUCCAACUCCCCUGCUACGCCGUGGUACCAAGAAAACCGCGGCUUUCGGGGUUCCAACAAUUGACUUGUCCGAGGACAAGUCCAUUGCGUCCGAAAUGAUUGUAAAAGCAUGCGAGGAUUAUGGUUUUUUCAAAGUAGUGAACCAUGGCGUUCCCAAAAAGGUCAUUGCGAGAAUGGAAAGAGAAGCCGUGGACUUCUUUUCGCAUCCCAUUGCUCAGAAGGGACGCGCGGGACCUGCGGCUCCUUUUGGUUAUGGCUGCAAGAACAUUGGGUUCAAUGGGGACAAGGGUGAUCUUGAAUACAUUCUCUUGGAAGCUAAUCCUAUUUCUCUUUCUCAACGUGCCAAAACCAUGUCUAAUGAUCCUUCUACUUUCAGUCACAAAUGAUUACGUAAGUGCAGUUAGGAAGCUGGCUUGUGACAUUUUAGAAUUGGUGGCGGAUGGUUUAUGGAUGGAAAACAAGUCUAUCUUCAGCAAGCUCAUAAGUAAUUCACAAAACGACUCUUGCUUGAGAGUCAAUCACUAUCCACCAUUUAUUGCACCUAAUAAUAAUUAUAAUCAUAAUGAUAAUGAUGAUGAAGAAUUGAACAAUCAUUGGGACCCAUCAUCUGAGCUGGUAGAAGAAGGACUCCACAUCUCUCCACUAAUCCCAGCUGUUGGAUCAAAAUCAAGAGUUGGAUUUGGAGAACAUACUGACCCACAGAUAUUGACUAUCCUUCGAUCAAAUGACGUUAGUGGCCUCCAAAUUUGUUCUCACGACGGAUUUUGGAUCCCUGUUCCUCCUGACCCCAAUGAGUUCUUUGUUUUUGUGGGGGACUCCUUUCAGGCUUUGACGAAUGGAAGAUUUACAAGUGUAAGACAUAGGGUGGUGGCGAUAAAUUCAUGGAAGAGUAGAAUGUCCAUGAUGUACUUUGCUGCUCCUCCACUUGACGCUUGGAUAACUGCUCCUCCUCAAAUCAACAAUAGUAUUUCAAGUAAUAUCUAUAGGCCUUUCACGUGGGGCAACUUCAAACAAAUUGUAUAUUCACUACGUCUGGCUGAUAGUCGUCUUGACUAUUUCACGAACCAUGCCCAAUGAUACAGUAUGAUGACAGCUUAUUCACCUUAUGUGCUCUGAAGGAGCAGUACUUAGCAGUCUUAGCUACCUAUUGUCUACUCUAAAUGUGAUCAGGAAGAAUCUUUUAGAGGCCUAGAAGGUGUAUAUGUAGUUUCUUAUAUAUGCAUAAUAGUUAUCUUUUAGGUGUACUCAAUAGUGUAGAUCUUUUGUUCCCGUGUUAUUAUUAGUGUAUAAAGAAAUUAGUUUUUUUA